AUGGAGCUGGAAGAGAUCAUAAGCAAGGGAAGGCAUCCAGCUGCGGGGAAGGCUAAUUACUUUCCAUCUCCCAAAGACGCCGACUACUUACUUGGAUCACCUGUUUACAUUGUUGAUCUUGAAGAGAAUGAUACUGAUUCUAGUGGCUGUUGA
This is a messenger RNA of Prunus armeniaca (apricot), 153 nucleotides long. Lineage: Eukaryota; Viridiplantae; Streptophyta; Magnoliopsida; Rosales; Rosaceae. The record is from the annotation of a GenBank genome assembly.